UUAACUUAGAUUUAUGUUAUACGGAGUGCGCAAAGUAACAAAUUGGAGUUCAAAAAAUAUUUUCAUUACCGGAAAUAAUGUUAUAAACCUGUCAAAAAUAGAAGAUCUAAAACAGUCCGCAGAAUUAAGUGGCAAAAGUGUAGAAUGGUGUUGCGACAGGAAUUUUAGUAAAAAGUUAAAAACCUAAAGAUUUAAUACAAGACAAAUACAAUCAACCUGAUAAGAGUCGUCAGCAUUGCUGUGUAAGAAAAUUAACAGAGUUAAUUGCGAGACAAUUUAUUACAAACCGUAAUGUGUAAAACCGUAAAAUUGAUCGUGCUGCAAGUGUUAUUGGAGUGUGCACGUGCCUGGACUGGAGACUCUUACUACAGCGACAGAUAUGGCAUGGAUGGUAUAAGUUACACCACAGAUGAUGGAAGUAAUGGCCUAUGGUCCGACAGCGACACAUAUCUUCCAAACAAUCCAUAUGCAGGAGAAGUUUCAACAGGGUGUUCCUAUGACGAUACAUCUGGUCUCAUCACUUCAUGUAGCGGCAAUACCAUUGUCCUUGCAAAUCUUGCCAUUCCGAAUAUCACAGCUGGAAUGUUUCCGGAGACAACUGUUUCUAUACAAAUAUGGUACUGCAGCAAUUUUGAGCUGUUUGAAGACCGAACAUUUGAAAAUCUAACACAGCUAACAUAUUUGAAAGUUCAAGGCACCAGUUUAAACCAUGUUCCUGAUCUAUCUAAAACAGCCAUUGAAACACUAAAUCUGGCCGGGAAUAUGAUAACAAUCGACACAAACAAUCACAGGGGCUGGCUGUUUCCGUCAACCAUUCAAAGAAUAGCACUCAUGGACAAUGAAAUAUAUUGGAUACCGAACAGCAUGAUAUCCGGUCCAAAUCUUCGCAUUGUGAGUUUUGGUAAUAACAAAUUGACACAGAUUCAGCAAUCGAUAUUUGGUGAUGUAUCAGCACUUGUUUAUUUAGGUAUGGAUGGGAAUGAAAUAGUAAGAAUCUCCAAAAACAGUUUGGCGCCAUUAGCAGUAAACAAUUUCCUUCAUUUAAAUCUGAGCAAUAAUGUAAUUUCAUAUGUUCAAGGAGGUGCAUUCAGUCAGUUACCAGCCAUAAAAAUAUUGGAGAUGCACCAGAACUCAUUGACAACUGUGAACGUUAACGUGUUCACUAACAUGCCAAAUCUACUUCACCUUGAUCUCCAUGCAAACGAUAUACGGAUGCUGCCUAGCAGGUCCCUAGAGAAUCUUCCAUCACUGAAAGAACUUCGACUUCAUUCACAGAAAACAGCCAUGACAUCUAUUGCCUAUGAUGCCUGGACUAAUAUUGCUGAUAACCUUAUUGAAUUAUUUGUCAGCGACAAUGCACUACCAACGUUUCCCCACCAGAUACUUGAGGAGUCUUCAUAUCCGAAACUUGUCAAACUUCAUGCCGACAAUAAUGCUAUAACCAACAUCACAGAAUAUGGUGAAGAAGCAUUUCCAACAAACCAGUUCUUUCUACACAGUCAGAAAUCAAAAACGUUUACACCAUUCUCAGCACUUCCUGCAUUAGAAUAUCUCCAACUGGACAGCAAUGACAUAACUACAAUCAACACGACAGAUUUGUGUGAAUUACAGACUCUGUUAGAACUGCAUUUGUCGUACAACCAAAUAAGGGAAUCAACGAUGGAUGUCGACUGCUUUGCCUGUCUGCCUGUCCUUAAACGUUUAUAUCUGCGUCAAAAUUACAUACAGUAUGUACCAGAAGCACUCCAGUCGUCGACUGUGGUACCUGCUCUACAGGUUCUAGUUCUCAGUGGAAACAGAAUCACAUUCCUGCAAAAAUAUGCCUUCACCAAUGUUAGCACCUUAUUGUAUAUAUACAUUCCAUAUAACAGAAUUCUUGCAAUAGAAAAUGAAGCAUUUCCAACACAACUGAAACUUUUGAGAAUGAAUAACAAUGAUUUUAGAUUUCUGCACAAGUAUCCAUUCCAAAACCUGGCUAGUCUAACAGAUUUAUAUCUUGGAAACAAUGAAAUACAAUACCUUCCAGAUGAAGCAUUUGAUGGAUGUACUUCCCUAAACAAUUUGUUUCUGGACGACAACAAUAUUGCACAGCUGAAAAAAAAUCACUUUAUGGGUGUACCCCUUACAGGAAGUUUCACUGCAACUAAUAAUGAUAUAGGAUGGAUAGAAGAUGGAACGUUUGCGCAUAUAUCAGCUAUGACAAAUCUGGAUCUGUCGGACAAUAAACUAACAACAUUACCUGCUGGUGGCGAUUUUGAAGACCUGACAGUUACUGAAUCGAUAGAUCUUUCCAAUAACAGAAUAAAUGUUCUCAGAACGGAAUGUUUCAAGAACUUGUUUGUAGGACAAACAUUGUCGCUGUCUGGCAAUCAGAUCACAGAAAUUGAGAGUUAUGCUUUUAAUGGUGUGCAAAUAACCGAUCUCAGUCUGGCAGGCAAUCCCUUACGGCAACUAAAUUCAUACUCUUUCAAUGACGUGCAGGUUUCAAACAAUGUAGACAUGCAAAGUAUGUCGUUUACAAAAAUUCCAACGAGGACGUUUAAUGAUGUAUCUGCCAGGACUAUUGACAUGGGUCCAGGGAUAAUAUCAGAUAUUGAAGAAGAAGCAUUUACCAACUUUACUGUCACUGAUCUUGACCUUAGCGGAAAUGCGUUGAAUACACUUACAAAAUCCAUAUUUGGAGGCAUUUCCUCAGUAUCCGAGGACUUGUUUCUCAACUCCAACAACAUAACUGGAAUCAGCUUCGAUGCCUUUGACAAUGGUGACCUAUACAAUCUUUAUAUGCAUGAAAACAAGUUUACUUUGUUCCCACAAGUAAUUCAAACACAGCCAUUCAACAUUAUAAAUCUCCAUAACAACGAAAUCACCGAGCUUCCAACAGGUUACCUAUCGGAUCAAACCUCGUUAACAGAACUUUAUUUGGGUAAUAAUCAGUUGGAAUACAUGGAAGCUGGAGUAUUUGACGACUUAACCGCCAUGAGGAUUCUAUCAUUGAGCAGUAACAAUCUUCAAACGCUGCCAGAAGGACUUUUGGAUGCUAUGUCCGGACUAGAAGAAUUGUACCUUUCUGAUAAUUCAAUGACACAUUUACAUUCCCUCAUGGACAAAACAAGCCUGAGAACGGUGGAUAUAAGUAACAACAACUUGGAGACAAUUGAAUCUUCAGCAUUCACUGGACUAACUAGCCUCGAAUCCAUAAAUUUGGGCAAUAAUCCAUUAGAAUGUUCCUGUCAGCUGGUACAAACAAUGGACGAUAUUGCGUCAGUUGUGACGUUGGCAACAUGUGAGCAAAACACUCUUGCGAAUGGAGUAACAUUUGCAGCAUCGGACCUGGAGCUUACUAAUUACUACCUGAAUGUAAAUGCAACUACGUUCCAGUGUAGUGGUGAGAAUGUAACCAGCAGUGGAGUAAGUGAAACAGGAUUUACUAUAACCUGGGACCAGCCAGAUGUUGUAUAUUAUCAGACAAACAAUAGUUUAACAUCAUCACCAUUGAGUGGAUCAGUGGACUAUACGGUUAUAUGCAGCAGCAGUACAGCGAGUACACUGACAGACACAGUUACUGAUGAUGAGGCUGCUAACGGAACAAAGUCAUUUUCUGUGACGUUUGAAGAAGCUGAUGGUGUUUUACCCGGAACUUCAUACGAGUGCUCCAUUGAAACUACAAUAGACGGACAAGACAGUGCAAAAAGCGCACCAGCUGUAUUCACUACACCUGACGGAACAGGAACUAUAACACCGGCUGGACCAAAUGAUACUGAAAUUGAUGUGAAGUAUUAUGACUUUAGUAAGCUACAUGCAGAUUUUGCUGACUUAGAGUACAUAAAAAUAUCUAACCCCAGCUACGUCGACAGUCCUUAUGGGGCAUGGCUUUCAGCUUCUAGUACACCAACUAGUGAAACGUUUUCAACGUGGUACAGGGAGGAUGAUGUGAACAGUGACAACUAUGAAAUUGCUGGGAAACUUAUCUUAGAGUAUAAAACUGGCUCAACUCAGAGGUUCUUCUCUGAUUCAUUUUUCCCUGUAGAUGGGCAGGGUUAUCUGGCACAAUCACAACAAGAUUGUAAUGGACAGUAUCAUAAUUUUGGAUUCACGUCUGCGGUCCGCACGGGGAUAGUUUACAGCGGAUCAGAGAAAAUCACUUUAGCUGGAGGAGAAGCAAUGUGGCUGUACAUCAACAAAAUUCGCAUAUUCGAAUUUCUCUCUAUUGGCUCUACAAUUAUUCCUUGCUAUGUUGUGGAUCUUUCUAAUGCUAUUGCUCCAGAUGGGGUUGCAUAUUUGCAAGAGGGAACUUUAUUGGGAGAAUCUUGCACCAGUUUAUCAGCAGCUACAGAAAUAAGUUUACCAUUAGAGGUUGGUGUUACCUACCAUUUUGACCUGUUCCAUGCUGAAACCCGACGUUGCAGUUCUGAGCUUUUGUUUGAAGUACAAGAUACAACAUUUAGCCUAGACAAAACUAUAGAUCUACCAGUAGAUUAUUCGGUAACCUGGAAUGAGGAUACUCAGAUUGGAGAAAUUCUCACUGAAGUCAAUCUAAUAGACGAUUUCUCUAAAGGGUCAUAUAGUAUCUCAUUAUAUAAAGGGAAUGAGGCACGGCGUUUUACAAUCCAGUCAAGUUCAUACACAUUUACUGCAACAGCAGUACCAACACCAGCCUAUACAACAAUCACAGAUAUAGAGGGCAAUUCUGUCAGUUAUGUUGAAUGUAAUUCAACCUCGUCCCUGGUAACGAUGUAUAAUGAUACAACGUCCGAAUCUUUCUCCAUGUCAACAACGUCACUUUCAGUAACAUUAGCUGCUGAACUAGACUUCGAGGUGGAGACAGAGUACAAUCUACUCAUGACUGUAACUGACCUCGGAAAACCUUUGACUGGAUUUAUUGCCGUCAGGAUUUUAAUCGCAGAUGUCAAUGAUAAUUGUCCGAUAAUAAACCCAACAGCAGUGGCAUUGACACCACAGCCUGUUCUAGUGGCAUCUGCUAUUGCAACGUUUAGUACAUCAGACGCUGACAGUGGUGAAAAUGCUAACAUUCAUUAUGUUGUUACCAGUGUAACAGAAGAUCCACCUGUGAUGUAUAAUGGCACGGAAGAUCUAUGGGAUGUUGUAUACCUGGAGUACACAUCGUUGUUAUUUAAUGUAAUUGCAAUGGAUAAUGGUAGUGUGCCAUAUGGAAUGACAGCAACUGUUAACAUCUCUGUCAGUAACACUUGUGUUCUAGAUGUGUUAUUUGGAAAGAUUGCUUAUAUGGUUUAUGUGGAUGAUGCAACAGGCGACAUGACUUUGAGAAUACCAAAAUACUGGAUGUAUGAGUUUCUAUGUAAUGACAAAAUAGGCCUGACAUCUGGUAUAGUAUUAGACAAUAUGUUGGCAGCAUCCUCAACACUAGAUCCAGAUACCAGUUUCGCCGGUAGAGGUCGCGUCGACCAGCCUGAAAACACGUACAACGGACUGGCUGGAGCUUGGGUUGCAGGGACACAGGAUACAAACCAGUAUAUAGAAGUAGAUAUGGGAAUGCCGUACAGGUUUACUGGGGUGUAUGUACAGGGAAGAGCUGAUGCUGAUGAAUGGGUGGAGUCGUUCAGACUGCUUUAUUAUGAUGAAUAUAACACGAUCUGGCAAACAUACACAAACUCAAAUGGAACUGAUACAUUUGCUGGUAAUAGUGACAGAACGACGGUUGUUAGGUAUGACUUUGACCCAGUGAUAUUGAGUAACAAGAUACGAGUAAACCCACAAACAUGGUCUGGGAAUAUUGCCAUGCGGCUAGAAUUUGAUGGCUGUUCACAGGCAGAACAGUUGUAUUAUGACGUUAGCUGCCAGAGGUGUGAAACAACAUAUUACUGUGAAGGUGAAGGUGUUCAGAAGAUGUGUGGCAGAUGUGAGGAUUCUAAUUCAACGUGUGACAGAAAUCCCAUCGAGCACUCGUUCGGUCUACAGUCAGAAUGUUCGCCAUGUCCUGCUGGCUGGAUUUGUCAGAAUGGUUACGCCACCCCGUGUAAUAUAUAUCAUUAUGUAGAGUGUACUAACACCUCAUGCCCUACAUCAUGUACACACUGUGAGCCAGGAUAUGCAUGCUUCGGUGGUAUCAGAAGUAUAUGUGAACCCGGAUCGUACUCUGAUGGAAACAUGGAACAUUGUGAAUCCUGUGAAGAGGGUACAUACCAAGAUGUAUCCGGUCAGAGCUCUUGUAAAACGUGUGAUCCAGGUUAUUACAGUGGUCGGCGGAUGUCUGCCUGUGACAGAUGUGAACCGGAAGAAUACAGUACCGGAACCGGUUGUAUACAGUGUGCAGAUUCAACUGAAUGUCCGUGUCUUAACGGUGACAAAUGUUAUGAUGAAUCCUACUGCUAUAACACAGGGUCUGGGGGAUACGGCUGUGUGGCUUGCGAGUCCGGCUUGACAGGAGAUGGAACAAAUUGCGCAGAUAUCGACGAGUGCACAGAUUAUCAGCCUUGCUUUCAAGACCGUUGUAUCAACACUGAACCAGGGUACCAGUGUCUGGAAUGCCCGGAAGGAUAUUCUGGAACUUAUGAAGAUGCAUAUGCACACGAUAAACACUUGCGUGUAUUUAAAUACUUGAAUUUAGAGAGAUCAAACAUUACAUAUCAGGAGUGUAACGAUAUAGACGAGUGUACAAUAGAUAAUGGUGGCUGUGAUCCCCUGAUGGAAUGUGUCAAUAACAUUGGAAGUUAUUAUUGCAAUUUCUGCGCUUCCGGAUAUAUGGGGACAAACAAGAGUGGGUGUUACCUUGACAAUUUUUGUUUGUCUGGAACUCAUGGCUGUACAUCGUUAGCAGACUGUGUAUACCUAGGCCCUGGGCAGUAUAAAUGUGUAUGUAAGAUAGGCUAUGCAGGGAAUGGAAAAGUUUGCGGCUUUGAUUCUGACAACGACGGGCAUCCUGACACUGGGAUAUCUUGCAUUGAUUGGGGGUGUCGUAAGGAUAAUUGUAUAACAGUGCCUAACAGCAUGCAGGAAGAUACAGACGGUUUGGGUUUAGGUGAUAACUGUGACACUGAUGAUGAUAAUGACCAACAAUAUGACAGUCAGGACAAUUGUCAGUUUGUUUCCAAUCGCGAUCAAACAGAUUCAGAUGGUGAUGGAGUUGGUGAUGCCUGUGACAAAUGUCCAAAUGGCAGUGACCCCGACCAGACUGAUAGCGAUGGUGAUGGCACAGGCGAUGUAUGUGAUAGUGACGACGAUGGAGAUGGUAUCGAUGAUGGAUCUGACAACUGUCCACUGGUUGCUAAUGCUGGACAAGAAGAUGGCGAUGGAGACGGCCUCGGAGACUCCUGUGACAAUUGUCCGAAUACAUCCAAUAUAGAUCAAGCAGACACCAAUGAAAACAACUACGGUGAUGCCUGUGAUGAUGUUGGUGCGACAAAUAUAGAUGAGGACGGUGACAGUAUACCAGAUACGUUAGACAACUGUCCAUUCUAUAUGAAUGGUGACCAGGCUGACACAGAUGGAGAUAGUAUCGGAGACCUGUGCGACUCUGAUCUUGAUGGAGAUGGAAUUGCCAAUGAGGCCGAUAACUGUCCUCAUUACUCUAACAGUGAUCAAGCUGACACCGACGGCAAUGGUGUUGGCGAUAUCUGCGAGUCGGAUUCGGAUGCUGAUGGAAUUGACAGUGAGAAUGAUACAUGUCCAUAUAAUGCAGCCCUGAAGGAGACAUCUUUUAAGAAUUAUUUUACAGUGAAUUUAUAUCCUACACUUACAACGACUUAUCCUGUCUGGCUGGUUAAGAAUAAUGGCGCAGAAGUAAUGCAAACAGCUAACACGGGAAUGCCCACAAUGCUUAUAGCUACCGAGUCGUAUGGAGCAAUAGAGUAUAAAGGGACAUGGUACACUACGGAUACAAAUGCUGAUGAGUAUUUCGGAUUUGUUUUUGGCUACGUAAGUAACAGAAAAUUCUACGUUGUUAUGUGGAAAGGAAAACACUAUAACUACAAAGAUGGUGCUGACUCUACAUACAAAGGCGGUAUACAAGGAGCCCAGAUAAAGUUGGUAGAUUCUUCAAGUGGGCCGAGUUCUACACUUGCAAAAGCACUGUGGCAUAGCUAUGACACUUCAGGUCAUGUGACAAUGAUUUGGCAAGACCCGGAUAUGAAUGGCUGGGAACCAGAAACCUCAUACAGAUGGUACCUCACCCACAAGCCAACAAUAGGUUAUAUCAGCUUGCAGAUUUACCAGGGAACCAGUUUAGUUUGUGACUCUGGUGACCUGUACGAUUCUACUAUCACGGGUGGGCGAGUAGGCGUUUUUCAGUUUGGCGAAUUUCCUGUGAUCUGGUCAGACCUAAAGGUGAACUGUCUAGACCAUACAAAUCAAGGUCUUUACUUAGAUGGAACUGACGAUUAUGUUGAACUGGAUGAUGCAGUUACACUUGGAAUGGAGAACAGUUUUUCUAUAGAGGUUUGGAUAUCACUUGAUUCUGGCUACACAAACGGUCCAUAUCCUGUACUCUGCACAGCAGAGGGCACCAUAUGUCUGACUGUAGAAUCAGGCCUGGUGACAGGUCGGUAUGGAGACUCCAGUGUGACUUCAACAACUUCAAUGUCUGCUGACCAGUGGUAUAACAUCAUCUUUCGACAUAGGAUUGAAUCUGGAUCUAUUUCUAUCUUUGUUGACGGCACGAUUGAAGGGGACACAACUGGAGUAUCGAAUUUAAACUUUACUGAGUUAUCCAGUGCGACUAACUUGACAAUGUUUAUUGGGAAAGAAAAUGAAACAUAUUUUCGAGGAACAAUUGACGAGGUUCGAAUCUAUAGCGAAGGCAUUCAAGAUGAUGAAAUAACAGAGCAUAUAAGUCUUGUAUCUGUUGAGCGACCAGCGCUAAAAAACUACGGCACUUUACAUUUUCGCAUGGAAGAUUCAGCUGCGAAUGCAACGCUUCUCAACUCUGCUCGUCUUUCAGAUGUGACUGCAAAUAAGAAUGGUGGAUCAUUUGUCAAGAGUUAUCAACAGUACCAACAGUUCAAGAUUGCCUAUCCGGACAACCGAUAGAUGCCAUCUCUAGCAUUCAUUCAUACAGUUCUUGUUCUCGUAUAUAUAAUGACCAUUUACUUUUUAUUUUACCAUUGUACAAAGUAUAACAAUUUGCACAUUAAGUUCAGCUGUGUUUCUUUCCAAAUCUACAUGGAGUCUUAAUGGUAAACUGGUGAUCAAUUUAUUUCACCUUCAGUGUCUUACAUGUAAAUAGUAUGUGUAAAAUUUAGCUAAAUUGUUGUCAAAUAUACCCUCUAGCUAUUAUAAUAUAUCCCCUAUUUAGGCUAAUUAACAUGCUUUGCAUACAAAUACUUUUAUUAAAAAAAAAACCAAUCUUUUAGAAUUAUUAACCAUUAAGUUAACUUUUAAAACAAAUAAUAGUAUGAUUUAGUUCUAGUAGUAUAUUUUCAUUAGCAGAUCAUUGACUGCAGAAACACUUUGAACGUUAUUUCUUGCCUACCUAGCGGGGAAAGUAUACAUUUAUCCGAGCACGCGCCGGCGAUAACCUCCUCCACCCCGCCAGAUAAACUUUCUCAUCUACGGCACUAACCUAUUAUUCUAUUUAUCGCAUAGUGCGGCAAUUUUCCUUUGAUCUUUGCAGCAUGUUAUACAUAGUAACACACAUUAUUACUACAAAACUGUGCUGAUAUCUUACAAAACUGUUGCGAUAUAUAUCAACACGGAAAUCUCUAUGCAGUUUCAUAAGAAAAAAAGUGUUCCGAUAUAUAUCACCACAGUAAAACUGUUCCGAUAUAUAUCGGAACACUUUUUCUCUAUUGAGGUCCUAUCAAGGGAGUAUAAUUUUUUCCUUUCAAAGAAAAGAUGAUUUUAGCUCCAAUUUACAGUUCAUAGAGGAAGAAUUGUCACAAACACCUACAUUUAUAAAGUAAAAGAAUAAAUAAACUAGAAUAUUUAAAAAACUUGAUAGUUAUUGCCAAAUUCAGAAAUACAUGAAAUAUAUGAAAUUCUGAGAUUUCUCAAAUGUUUCUUUUUCUUUGAUUUUUUUUACAAACAAAACAACAAGUUUUACAAUAUGUCUGGCCAAUGAAAUGCAAAGAUUUAAAACCAAUGCAGAAAUUUGUUGGGUACUUUUAUCUGGGGAACACAUUUUCUAAAACAGAAGUUUUAGUGUUUCAGUCAGCGAGGCGCAGAAAGGGAAUCAAAUAGUAAAAAAUAAUUAUAAACAAAUUUAAAUGAAAAUAAUAUAUAAAUUUUAAUGAUAAACUAUGCGAUAAAACAGUUAUAAUAUGUAGUGCUCGUGUGUUACCAGGCUAUAUCAGAGCUAGGGGUACAUCUCGUUAUUUUUCUCUUCACAUAUCUGUCUCGGCCUACCGGCCUCGACGAUAUGUGCAGAGAAAAAUACCCUCGAUGUACCCCUAGCUCUGAUAUAUCCUGGUAACACACUCUCACACAUACUAUAACUAUUACUUAUCUUGUCAUUACUUCAUUUUCCAAUAUUUGGCAAUUUAUUUUACAAAAAUAAGUGUGCGACAACCGUUUUAAUGACGUCAUAUUCGUAAUGACGUCACUUAUAUUAUGACGUAAUCACCGACACAGUGAUGUGGUUACAAAUAAAAAGCGCAAUAACUUCUUCGUUUUUGAAUAAAAACUCAUUAUUUGACCACACAUUUUCUUAGUUCGGACAUUUCCAACACAAUGGUGAUGGUUUCAAUGCAAAAUUUCUUAUGACAUAAUAUCGAUCAUAAGGUCACAUGAUCAACUGACCGUAUAUCACUGGUCACGUGUCAACUGACGGUAUAUCAAGAUAGAUAUACGGCACCCUGAUAUCGGGUCGAAAAUACUGCCAGGACAGGAUAAAUUCCUUUAUCCUACCCUCAUACAAGAUAUAGCACAAAAUCAGCCUGCCUAAUAAACUUUGCUUUAUUUAGUCAGUGUCAAGAUAUCACUUUUGCGGGAACUUUUGAAAUCACAUAUUUUAUCAAAAUUUUUGCAUUGAAACCGUCGCCAUUGUAUUGGAAAUGUUUGAACUUAGAAAAUGAGUGGUCAAAUAAUAGGUUUUUAUCCAGAAACAAAAAAGUUGUUGCUAUUUUUCACUUUUACAGCACUUCAGCCAGAAAUUUUGAAAACACCUUUUUCCCGAAUUUUUCACUGAAACCGUUAUCAUUGUAUUGGAAAUGUUCUAACAAAGAAAAUAAGUGGUAAUAUCAAAAGUUUUUAUCCAGAAACAAAGAAGUUAUUGCAAUUUUUCAAUUUUACCCACAAAUUGAAUUGCACUUGCAAACGUCAUAUAUGACGUCAAGUCUGCACGCUUUUGCUCUUUCCAACGACUUUUUACCCAAUUUUCUGAGCAGGUAGGAUAAAUAGAAUAUUAGAUUACUGUCUGAAAAAUUUUAAUUUAUUAGGCUCGUCUACGAAAAUUUAUAAGGCUCGGCAGAGCCUCGCCUAAUAUAUUUUCUUCGACUCGCCUAAUAAAUUUAAAUUUAUCCGACAGUAACCUAAUAUUCUCUAUGUCUUUCCCUAGGGAAAUACCUUGUCUAAAAUAGCGUGCACUAAGGUGACGUCACAUAGUACUGGUAUCAUUGUGACGUCAUACACUUUAUAAAUAAUGUCAGGAAAUACCCAAACCUAUUUGUCUCCACGAUCUAUUUUGAACAUGAUAGGCAAGAAAAAUGAUCUAACAUGUCUGCCUGUGUAAGACAGCUGUUUUCCCUACCCUCGGGACAGCUAACGCUCGGUUUUCCAUUCCACACUGUCCCUCGGGUAGGGAAAACCCCGACUUGAACAGACUCAAUCAAACCGAGUCUGCAAUUUUCACUAUUUGCUUUGUUCUCGGUGCUUCCGAGGGAUCUACUUUCCAGAUUUUAUUUACACAGGCAGGCAUGUAAGAUCCUUAUAACGUCGAUCGGGGUAUUAUCGGACAAAAUUCGUGAACAUUAAGUCUCACACGACUUACCAUAAAUAAGACUCAGAAAUCCUCUCUCACUUUACAGCUGCAUGAGUACUUUCCUUUUCUCAAAAAUAGAUUGGUUGGUAUUACGUCAUAUGACUUGCUACGUAUACAAUCAUUUUGAGGUGUUCAAAGUGGGUAUUAUCGGUCAUGCAGGGGUAUUACCGGACACGUAUUUAUGACACUAGCCAUACACCAUCAAUUUGAUUUUGGCAAAUUCAAUAGGAAAUAUUUUGUUGAGUAAUGCAUUUCUAGGCAAUAUUCAAUCCUAUAUGCAUGAAAUAUAGACCUUCACUACACUCUUUUCAAUUUUAGCUAAUCACUGUAAUAGUAUGCAUAGACGUAGCAAGGAUUUUCUGGAAGGGGGUGCGAAUACGAGACGAAUAGGGGUAGGUGCAGGAGGGGGUUUCUUUUUGGUCUGUGUCACCACCAACCCCAUCAGCAAUUAUAAUUAAAAUUUUGCGAGCAACAAGCAGGAAAUUUGGACUGUUGUAAAAUUCAUUAUUAAUGCGGUUAAUGUAGUCUCCCAAUUUUUUUUAAACAAGUGUCCGAAAAUACCCCUUGACGGGCCUCCAUGGAGAGUAAGGCGUCUCUGUCAUACAAAGUACAUUUGUACCUUGCAUUGUUUGUUUAUCAAACCGACUGUACACGCUGGUGCCAAAUCACCACUUGAGCACAUCAUUUUUCAUGUUUUCAAUGAAAUAUUCCAACAAAUGUUAUAUCGGAAUGAUAAUAUUUGUAACAGGAAGUGGAUUUAUUCUGCAUAGGGGAAUAUUUUUGUUUGCAUUUUUGUUAACUUUUAGCGUUACGUCAGUCCGAGAUCACUUGAAAUUUUUUGUUUUCUUUGUUGUUGUUUUGUUUAUUCAUUUAAUAUAUAUUAUUUAGGUCUAAAGGGACAUAUUUCUUAAACUCUAAGCAAUCUAAAAAUGUUGUUGUUGAAAAAUGUUGACCCAAAUGAACCUGUUACAUUUAAUUUAGAAAAACAAUACAGUCUUCGAUGUUGAACUUGCAUAGGCGUAGGAGCAGGGGGGGGGGGGGGGGGCCAGGGGGGGCCAGGCCCCCCAAAGCUAGGAAAGGGGGGGGCAAAGUAUAGUUUGGCCCCCCGAAUAUUUUGGAAAAGAGAUAUAAAUUGCAGUCUAAUAUAACAUUUACUUAGCAUCAUAUAAUUCUUUUCAACCUGAUUUCUGAUUUGCAUUUGGCCUUCCCUUGUAUUCUGACUAAAAAUGUCUCUUUCCGUAGUGUGAGUACUGAAAUCUAUACGCGCCACGCCAAGAAUUGUUUACAUUUUAUGAAAAUAAUAUAUCAUUGAGCGCAAUCACUACAGUUCCGGUUUGAGCGUCUGCAAAAUCAAUGUAGCCUAACUAUUAAGCCUGUUUACGCAUGUAAACGUUACGUAUUUUUUUGUUUUUCAUUGUCCAUUCAAGGGAAAUGAUAUUUCCACAACUUUAUACCACAAUUAGACAAAUGCAGUGCUAACUGAUUGUAUGUCCAGGGCUUCAACAGAAGAAUGUAAAAAAAUGACACACUUAAUGUCACGAAUAAUGCACCGAGGAUACCUUGCUGCUAACCCCCCCCCCCCCCCCCCAACAAACCGCCGGUCGAAAAGGUUUGGCCCCCCCCCCCCCCAAAGUUAAACUCGCUCCUACGCCCAUGACUUGAUCCCAGGACACCGAAAACGUUAGCACUUAUUCUUCCCAAUGAAACCAUAUGCUGGAAAAUUCUGAAGUUAAUGCUGCACUUGAGGUGUAUAAUUUUUGUUAACUUGUAUUGGUUUUGUUAAAUAUCACGUGUGGCGAGUUCUGUUUUACAUGGAAAAAAGUUGUGGCAGUAGUUUGUUUCCUUUAUAUUGUAAUGCUUAAUAAUGGAACUUUACCUACCAACAUUUAGAAAAUUACUUCAACGGAAACAUCAUUCGUGAUUGAUAAUGUAACGUGUGUUGAAAUAUGUCUACUUCUGUAGGUGGUGGUUUCUGUUUCAUCCAUUUAUUUUGACAACCGUGAUCUGAAAAUAAUAAGCACAAUGGAAACAUUU
This is a messenger RNA of Mercenaria mercenaria, 13924 nucleotides long. RefSeq lists its product as uncharacterized. Bases 292 to 9003 code for a protein of 2903 amino acids. The record is from RefSeq and is a predicted model, not a curated record. Gene Ontology annotation, biological process: homophilic cell-cell adhesion. Lineage: Eukaryota; Metazoa; Mollusca; Bivalvia; Venerida; Veneridae. Gene Ontology annotation, cellular component: extracellular region; plasma membrane. The transcript is spliced from 59 exons. Gene Ontology annotation, molecular function: protein binding; calcium ion binding.